AUGAAACUUGACGUCCUGGCGCUGGCCGCUGUGGCCGGCGCAUCAACGCUGACCCCUAAUGUCCUCCCGUUAAUCGUCCGGAACCCGUAUCUCAGCACCUGGCUCUACCAUGCCCGCGGUGCCCCUUGGGACAAUUGGCCCAUCUUUUGGACUGGUGCUCAUGUCGGUUUCUCCGUCAUGGCAUCCGUUCCCGAGACAGGAAAGGUCUAUCCUCUGCUCGGACGACCACAAGACUCCCUUCGCUGGGAUCAUCCGCAGUAUAAGAUCACGUACCCCGAGUACCUCGGUGCGAACUUCGAUGCCUCAACCACGAACCUAACAUACAGAAUCUACGGCUUCUCGUCAUCCAACUCCGCACUCGUGACCCUGUCAUUUCUCUCCCCCAUCACCCCGUCCUCGACGUUCCGGCAGUCCAUUCCCGCCGCCUACAUGACCAUCUACGUCGAGGGCUGCAUCGAUCUCAACAUCUACACGGACACCAACGGCGAAUGGGUCACAGGAAAUAGGAACAACCAGAUCAAAUGGACACUACACACACCGGUCCGCUACGGCAAUGGCCAGGGGACGGCCCUCAAGUCGUGGAAGGUGUCGCGGGUGCACGAGCAGCUCUUCACGGAAUUCGCUGACCACGCGGAAUGGGGUACGCUCUACUUCUCUGCGCCGAGCGACGUGCACCAUCAAGCUGGGACAUCGGCCAUCCUCCGCCAGCAGUUUGCUGAGCACGGCGCGUUGAGCAAUACCGUCGACAAGAGAUGGCGUAAAGUCAUGCAAGAGGAGCCAGUCUUUGCCUUCUCCAAGUCCUUCAACCUCGCCGGCAAGAAGAAGGUAGACCGCUGGCCCCCCAAAGCGGACAGCAUCACCUUCACCUUCGCCCUAAUCCAGGACCCCGUCGUCCAGUUCGCCUCUGCCAAGGGCCUCAUCCACAUGAAGCCCCUCUGGCAAUCCUACAUCCACACCACCGAUGAGUUGAUCACCUACCACUACGACGACUUCCCAACAGCCGCUGCCCUCGCCCAGAACUAUUCCGACACCCUCGCCAUCGACGCCUUCAACUCGGGUUCCUCCGAGUACAAAGACAUUGCCGCUCUGUCAGCCCGGCAGGUCCUCGGUGCGACGCAGUUCUCAGGCACACCCGACCGGCCCAUCCUCUUCCUCAAGGAGAUCUCGUCGAACGGGAAUUUCCAGACCGUCGACGUCAUUUUCCCUUCGUUCCCCUUCUUUUUGUACACCAACCCCAAGUGGCUGGCGCAUUUGCUAGAGCCGCUGCUAGAGCAUCAGCUCAGCGGGCAGUACCCCAAUGAUUACAGCAUGCAUGAUUUGGGGGCUCAUUUCCCCAACGCGACUGGGCACCCGGAUGGGAAGGAUGAGUACAUGCCCGUGGAGGAGUGCGGGAAUAUGCUUAUUAUGGCGCUGGCGCUGGCUAAUGCGCUUAAGGAUGAGGAUUCUUCGUCUCCGGCGUACCUUCAGGCUCAUGAGACGGCUGCGGAGGUGCUGCCUUACUCUCCUAGCGGGGCGUCCGCCGAUAAGUACGGGUUUGACUUGGUCGGAAAGACAUCGGGCGAGGAGGCAGCGACCCGAUGGCUAGCCCGGUCAUGGAAGCUCUGGGAACAGUGGACGGGCUAUCUUGUCCGCGAGUCACUCAUCCCGCACAACCAGCUUUGCACGGAUGAUUUUGCUGGCUGGCUCGCCAACCAGACCAACCUCGCGCUCAAGGGGAUCAUCGGCAUCCGCGCCAUGAGCGAGAUCUCAGAGAUGUUGGGGAAAGUGGAUGAGGCCAAGCACUAUCGCGCCAUUGCAGAGUGGUAUAUUGAUAAGUGGCAGGAGUAUGGCAUCUCGAGGGAUGGUACCCAUGCCAAGCUGGCGUACACCUGGGAGUCCGAGGGGAAGGGGAGUGAUUAUGACGACGCAAAGGAUCAGGUACCCGGCCGCCUGAGGGGCCAGAAACCCCUGGGUGGGUUGAGCAGUCUUGCGCGAAGGGCAUCAUUGGUCAGGAAGAGGAGCGAGGCGACUCAGUACAAGAAGAGGGAGGUGUUCAUCCCGGACAGGAUCUACCAGAUGCAGAGUGACUGGUAUUCUGCUGUUCUGCAGCGAUACGGACUGCCGCUGGAUUCGCGGCACUUGUAUACGAAGAGCGACUGGGAGUUCUUUGCUGCCGCCGUGACGAGCAAGAAGACCCGGACGGAAAUUCUGACCGCGGUGGCGAGGUGGGUGAAUGAGACUUCGACUGAUCUCUACGACACCGAAGGAACGGGCGGGUAUCCAGGUAUUCACUUCAUGGCGCGGCCGGUUGUGGGCGGUCACUUUGCGUUCUUGGCGCUGGAGGGGGCUUGCGGGGGGAAGGCGAUUGAGGCGCUGAGGUUUCUGGAUGAGAUUGAACCUAAGGAGUUGGAUGUUGUGCGGUUGUUGAGGAGGGAGAGGGAGCUUGGCUUGGAGCUGCAGCAGAAAGAGGGAUGGAGGGGUGAGGACCUCUAG
Molecule: messenger RNA, 2472 nt
Organism: Thermochaetoides thermophila DSM 1495
Lineage: Eukaryota; Fungi; Ascomycota; Sordariomycetes; Sordariales; Chaetomiaceae
Product: glutaminase-like protein
Exons: 4
Coding region: 1-2472 (823 amino acids)
Source: RefSeq, a predicted model, not a curated record